AUUUCGAGAACGCCAUUAAUUGAACGCGAAUUUUUAUUCUCUUGAAAACAAUGGGGACCUGGACCGCGAUUUUGCGAACAAAUGCUCACCCACACAUGAGCAAGUGCGUGUGAUUUCGCAAACAAUACGUAAGAUAAAAGCACGCCUAGGUGAGUGGCGUCACGUAGACGUCGACAAACGACCACGGUCCUAGUGCUGAUCGAUAUUCACACACGUACACACACAUACCGCAAAAACACGCCGUAGUACGGGGGGCCGCACACACACACCGCCAUGGAAAACACAUUAGGUGGAGGCGAAAAUAAUGUAGAACCCGCCGCCCCGGCCGCCACCGUCGCCGCUCCCCUCUCAGACGUUGCCGCAAUGAAAGAGUUGGAGACGGGUGUCAGUUGCAAGGGCAACGAGGCGGCGAUAAGCAAAGAUUCGACACCGACAACAACAACGGAGACGUUGCCGAUGCCGCAACAAAUCGAAUCUGUAAACAAAACGGUGAAGGUGGAAAACAACAGCGCAGAAGACGACACCAGCCGCGGAAAUGCCAAUGCGCCACUAGCAACAGCCACAAAUACGAAUGCAAACGCAAUACAGCAACAACAACAAGCAGAGAAGCCGCAGCCACAGCCAGAGGCAGAAUUGCUUGCGGGCAAUGGGAAUGCAAAUGCCACAGAAACAGCAGCAGCAGCGGCAGCCACAGCGGAUAAUUUAAACAGCAACAAAACAGAAGAGCGCAAUCACAAAAAGAAGAAAAAAGAUAAGGAGCGCGAACGGGAUGACGAUAAGAGUCGUCGCAACAGCAGCAGCAGCACAAGCAUCAGCAAUAGCAACAGCAAGGAUCGUGAUCGCGAUCGUGAGCGCAGCAGCUUAAAAUCCUCCUCCACCUCCACCUCAUCCAGCUCUUCACGCAGCAAGGACAAAAAGUAUCACAAAAGCGAUCGGGAUAGGGACAGGGACAGAGAGCGGGAUCGCGAUAGGGAAAAGGUUCCAUCAUCAUCGUCUAGUUCCUCGUCACAUUCGCAUCGACGCCGCAGCUCGGAAAGCAGUCGCAGCAGCAGCAACACCAACAGCAGUUCCAGCAAGCAACCAAAAGCCGAGGAGGUGCUACAGCAGGCCGUGGUGGCCGCACUCGAGCAGCAAAUCAAAGUGGAGCAGCCAAUCAAAGUGGAAGAAGGCGCAAAGCAAAUCAAAGUGGAGCCAAAUGUGGCAGCAGUUGCUCCUCCCGUACUUAGUAGUAACCUCAUCAAGCCCGAAUCGGAUAUCAAAAAGGAGUCAAGCGGUGUCAAGGUGAAGCCAUUGAUGAAUGGCGAUGCAACGGCAGCCAAAACACGCGAAGAGGUCACGCGACAGCUGAACUUUAGCGCCAAUAAGACCUGGAAGGGAUCCACAUCCAACUCCUCCUCCUCCUCGUCUUCCGUACUGAUGCCUUCGCCGGCGGCCAAGACUUCAUCUUCAUCCUCGUCAAGCAACAGCAGCAGCAGCAAUAAUCAUUCCUCCAGCCUAAACAGCAGCCGCAAAUCGUCAUCCUCCUCCACGUCUUCUUCCAGCAGCAGCAGCAAUCAUCACAAAAGCUCCUCGUCGUCAUCAUCCUCCUCCUCCUCGCGCCACUCCUCAUCAUCCACGUCUUCGCGCGACUGUUCCAAGUGCUACAAGCGCUCCAAAAUACGUCGCACCAGCGUCGGUGUUCAAUGUGUGCCGCAGGCGCCAGCAGCUGGUCCCUGGCAGACAGUCCAGAGUCUGCCACCGACGACCAAUCGCAAGGCACCCGCUGGCCUGGAAAAUCUCAAAUACGGCUGCUACUUUCAAGUGGAACAGUACCCAAACGGAGGCGCCUCCAUCGUACAUCUUUAUCAGCACGAAAUCGAUGAUCUCUCGCCGGAGGAAAUGGAGGAGCUGGUGGAUGAGUUCUUUAGCGUUUGCUUUGCCGAGGAUGAGCAAGGCUAUGCGCACCACGUGAUGGGCAUUGUGCACGAUUCCGCACGUUAUAUACCCGAUCUGCUGGAGCACAUGGCUGAGAACUAUUCCACGCUGACGGUAAAGGCGGGCGUACUCGGACGCAACUCGGACAUUGAGACCUGCACAAUGGCACAGUACAACGAACAGGUGGUGCGCAACUAUUGCCAGGGCACUUUUCGCUAUGGACCGCUGCAUCAAAUCAGUUUGGUGGGCAAAGUGCAUGAGGAGGUUGGCGGCUACUUUCCUGAUCUACUCGGACGCAUCGAAAAGAAUCCAUUUCUGCGAAAGACCAUGCCUUGGGCCUGUAAUUCCAUACUGCAAACGGAUCCGCGUCAGUCAAACGAUGGACCUAUACUAUGGAUACGCGCUGGCGAGCAGUUGGUGCCCACAGCGGAACUGAACAGCAAGACGCCGCUCAAGAGACAGAGAACUCGCAUCAAUGAGCUGCGCAACUUGCAGUAUCUGCCACGUCUGUCGGAGGCGCGCGAGACCAUGAUAGAGGAUCGCACCAAGGCGCAUGCGGAUCAUGUGGGGCAUGGACACGAGCGCAUCACCACAGCAGCAGUUGGCAUUUUAAAAGCCGUUCACUGCGGACAAUCCUAUACACAGAAUCGCAUCACCAAGGAUGUGGUUGCCUUUGCCGCUCAGGACUUUAAUACCAUGGUGGAAAUGCUGCAAUUGGAUCUGCAUGAGCCGCCCAUCUCUCAGUGUGUGCAGUGGAUCGAGGAUGCCAAGCUGAAUCAACUGCGACGCGAGGGCAUUCGCUAUGCGCGCAUUCAGCUGUGCGACAAUGACAUUUACUUUCUGCCACGCAACAUUAUCCAUCAGUUCCGCACGGUGACGGCUGUGACAAGCGUUGCCUGGCACCUUCGCCUCCGUCAGUAUUAUCCCGGCCAGGAGGUGAUCAAUGAACAGAAUAAUCCUGUGCUGGCCGAGACGCCGCACUACAAGGAGAAGCAAACCAUUUUGCCCAAUCCCAUUGGCCACGAUGAGUGUGGCAAGAAGACGCCCUCAAAGCGCGCCCACGAUGGGGGGAAGAUGGCCAAGAAGAAGCUCAUCGAUUUGGAUGGCAAGGAGCGUCGCUCGAGUGAGAGCAGCAUGGAUGAUGCGGGUGGCAAUGCCUCGCCAAGACAAAGCCAUCAGGAUAAUGGGGGCAGCAGCAGCAGCAGUCCAAACAUCAACAGCAGUGGGAGCGGCGGCAGUGGGAGCGGCGGCAGUGGCAGCAACACACCCAAGAAGAAGCCCAGCAAAGAUGACUCCAAAAUAGACAUGCGGAAAAUGGUUUUGGAGCACAAGUACAAGCUCACAAAGGCGGCUGCCACAGUGCUCGAGAGCACGGGGGAGAAGGAGAAGCAGCCCAAAAAGGACAAGGAAAAGACGCGCGAUUCCAGCAAGAACGAAAAGGAUAAGGACAAGGAGAAGGAGAAGGAAAGGGAAAAGGAAAAACACAACACAACCAAAAAGCAACAUCAGUCCUCGCCCGCAUCCUCGCCGACACCAGCUAAAAUGCCAAGACUGAGCACCUCCAAUUCAGCAGCAGCUCCUGCUACCGCUCCUCCUGCUGCGGCUGCUGCUGCUCCAACUCUGCCUUCGUCUGCCAUUGUGGCAGCACUGCCGCCGCCAUUAGUGCCUCAGACACCCUUCAACCAUCGCGAAAGCCUCAAUCAAAAGGAACCCGAAAUCAAAAUUGAAGUGAAAAUGGUUUCGGAUGAGCCAACGACAAACAGUCGCAGUGAUACAAUCAGCAGCAGCGGCAGUAACUCCACCAGUGAGCCCACAAAUCCACAUCCCGUGGAGCAUGUGGGCAGCGAGUUGAUUGUGGAGAGCACACCCCAGUUGGUGGUCGAUCACGAGGAGGAGGUGACCGAGGUCUGUGCCGAGGAAAUUGUGGAAAUGGAAACUGAAGUAACUGCUGCACCAGCCGCUCCCAUUGCCACACCAAUUGCUGCUAUGCCAACGCUUGUGGUGGCGCCAAUGAUCAAUGCUGCUUCGGCUCCUGCUCCUCCUGCUGCUGCUCAUGCUGCCCCAAUGCCGACACUUAAAUUAAAUGUUAAUCCUACGCCUAAUCCCACACCAGUUGCUGUUGCGCCAGCAGCAGUUCCUGCACUCCUUCCCACCCUGAGUCCAGCGCCCAUUGGACCGCCACUACCCACUCGCAGUCCAGCGCCCAUUGGUCCCCUGCUGCCCACCCUAAGUCCAGCGCCCACUGGUCCCGCGCUGCCCACACUCAGUCCAGCACCCAUUGGACCCCCACUUCCCACCCUGAGUCCAGCGCCCAAUGCUCCUCAAAUUGUUAAAGUCGUUAUACCCGCCACAAUGGCGCCUUUCGGACGGAUGUCUGUGGUUUUGCCCACGCUAACAGCAGCACCGCCCUUGCCUCCAAUGCCACCCCUACGAGCAGCAGCACCGCCGCCGCCACCACCCACCAACGUCACAGGAACAGCCGUAGGAGCAGCUGCAGCCACAGCCACAGCAAGCCCAAUGAAGACCACCUACAAGACGUUCAAUUUGCCCUCGCACAAAAUCAUCAUUGCAGGGCCCGGCACCGGGCACAGCCGCGUGGCCACAAGCCACAAGGGAGUGCCCAAGACACCCGUGGAUCUGCUGGGCUCCAUAAUGGCCAGCAUGGACAAGCCAGCAGCAGGUGGCAGCAACCCAUCAUCAUCAACCCUACCCUCAGCCACAACAACCACAUCGGCGACAACGAAUAGCGCGCUCUCCUCCUACACAAACUCCAGCAGCCACAGCAGCAGCAGCCACAGCUAUUGAGUGCGUGUCGGUGUGGGGGCAGAGCGGGUGAGCUGAGAAGAGGCUCCUACUUGGACACUCUUGAUUGUAUAUUUAGGAUAACACCGCCACAGGAUCUAACGUCUAACGCAGUCCGUGCGGAAAGUGUCUCGUUUUUUAGUGUUUUUUUUUUUUUAGAGUACGUGCAGAAAAGUUGCUCCCCACUUCCCUCAAAAAUUGUAUAUAAGAAAAUAAUGCUUGGACUUACACACACACACAAUACACACACACACACCCUAUAUUUGAUAAUGAAAUUAGAAUUAAG
Messenger RNA from Drosophila subobscura, 5002 nucleotides. RefSeq lists its product as uncharacterized. NCBI's taxonomy places the organism in Eukaryota, Metazoa, Arthropoda, Insecta, Diptera, Drosophilidae. Gene Ontology annotation, cellular component: nucleus. The record is from RefSeq and is a predicted model, not a curated record. Bases 274 to 4719 code for a protein of 1481 amino acids. The transcript is spliced from 8 exons.